ACAAACAAAACAUUUAUAUAUAUACAUAAACUACAGUUAUUUCUAAUAGCAAAAGGGCUUGGCGUCAUUCUUGAAAUAUGGAUUUGACAUCGGGUGCGAACGGCUCGCGCCAGCAGCCUCAGCGGAAAUCAAACCAAAAUAUUCAAGUCUAUGUGCGCGUCAGGCCGUUGAAUUCGCGGGAACGCUGCAUUCGCUCCGCGGAGGUCGUGGAUGUAAUGCCGCCGCGUGAAAUAAUCACUCGGCACACGCUCGACUCCAAGUUGACCAAGAAAUUUACGUUUGAUCGGACUUUUGGUCCGGAAUCGCGACAAUGCGAUGUCUACAGCACGGUCGUGGCACCUCUCAUCGAGGAGGUGCUCGCUGGAUACAACUGCACGGUAUUUGCCUAUGGUCAGACGGGAACUGGAAAAACACAUACCAUGGUGGGCAAUGAAUGCGCCGAACUGAGGUCCACCUGGGAAGAUGACUCUGAAAUUGGCAUUAUACCGCGUGCGCUCAGCCAUUUGUUUGAUGAGCUGCGUAUGACGGAGCUGGAGUUCACGAUGCGCAUCUCCUAUUUGGAGUUGUAUAAUGAAGAGCUGUGCGAUUUGCUCUCAACCGAUGAUAAUACUAAGAUUCGUAUAUUCGAUGAUAGUACGAAAAAAGGUUCGGUAAUCAUACAGGGUCUCGAAGAGAUACCUGUCCAUAGCAAAGACGAUGUGUACAAGCUGCUGGAGAAGGGCAAGGAGCGCCGUAAAACGGCUACCACACUGAUGAAUGCUCAAUCCUCUCGUUCUCAUACCGUUUUCUCAAUUGUUGUUCACAUUCGCGAGAAUGGCAUCGACGGAGAAGAGAUGCUGAAAAUUGGCAAGCUUAAUUUGGUAGACUUGGCGGGCAGUGAAAAUGUGUCCAAGGCGGGCAACGAGAAAGGCAUUCGAGUACGAGAAACAGUGAAUAUCAAUCAGAGUCUGCUGACGCUCGGACGUGUAAUUACUGCCUUGGUUGAUCGCGCCCCUCAUGUGCCUUAUCGUGAGUCAAAACUGACUCGCCUGUUGCAGGAGUCGUUGGGUGGGCGUACCAAGACUUCAAUUAUAGCCACUAUCUCGCCUGGCCACAAGGAUAUUGAGGAGACGCUCAGCACACUUGAGUACGCACAUCGAGCCAAGAAUAUCCAGAACAGACCAGAGGUUAAUCAAAAGCUGACCAAGAAGACAGUACUCAAAGAGUACACCGAGGAGAUUGAUAAACUGAAACGAGAUUUGAUGGCGGCACGCGACAAGAAUGGCAUCUACUUGGCCGAGGAUACCUACAAUGAGAUGAUGCUUAAGAUGGAUUCGCAGACACGUGAGCUAAAUGAAAAAAUGCUGCUCCUUAAAGCGCUGAAGGAUGAGUUACAAAACAAAGAGAAAAUCUUCAAUGAGGUCAGCAUGAGUCUCGUGAAGAAGACCCAGAAGCUCACUCGCACUGAGCAGAAUUUAACCGAGACCAAAGGCUCACUGCUGCUCACCAAGAAGGUGCUCAGCAAAACAAAGCGCCGUUACAAGGAAAAGAAACAGCUGGUCGAGUCGCAUAUGAAGACCGAACAGGAGUUGACAACGCAAGCAAAUCAAAUCCUUGAAGUGGCCGACAUGGCUUCCAAUGAUACCCAUCAGCUAUUAGGCACCAUUGAGCGGCGUCGCACUGUGGAUGAAAAGAUCCGUAGCACGUGCGCUCAGUUCACGGAACGCAUGCGUGACAAUCUAGAGGUUCUUGAUGGCAGUCUUAAUCAGUACCAGGAGCAACAGGCUGGCUCCACGCAGCAGUUGACGGACGAGCUAGCAAACUGCACCAACGUACAUAAGCGUCUGGUGGCUAACGCCACCACGAGCAUCGAUAAUUUGCGUGCAACUUGCUUGGAAGCCUUGGCAGCACAUGGGCAGCUGCAGGCACAGUUUGCGGAAGCUGUUGCUAGCAGUGGCGAUGCCCAUUGCCAAGCGGUAGUCGCACAGCUGUUGGAGCAAAUGCAGCAGCGCAAGACGCAGAUCAGCGAGGAUAUAAUGGCCAAUUUGCAGGAGCUGGAGGCGAACAAUGAGCGUCACAAGGCAGCGCUGGAUAGCAUGCGAGAUGGCUUCUCGCCAAUUAUUGAACGCAACGCAAAGGCAUUGCAGCAACACGUGGAACUGGUUCAACAGCAAUUGCAGCAGUUGACAGCGCUGAGUGCGCCAGAUGCGGAGGAGCUGCAACAGUUGCAGGCUGAACUGGCUUACGAAGAGGAGCUGGCAAAGCAGGAGGGAGAGCUGCUUCAGCAACUGGAACAAUUGCAGCAGAAGCGAGCCAAGAACACAGUCAGCAUGGGCUCACGUGUGGGCCAACUGAAACGCAGCCAUGUGGCGGUCAACGAGCAGGCCCAGCAGACUGGCAACAGCAUGCAGGCCUAUGCCAUGGAGGGCUCAGUGGCUGCGCAGGCUGCACGCGACGAACUGUGUAGCCAGCUGCAGGCAGCAGUGCUGUGCGUCGAUCACGGCGUUGCGAAGUGCUCCACGCUGCAGAUUCAGCUAGAGAACUUGAACAAGGAGAGCGCCAAGCAUGCUGAGCACAGCAUUCAAACGGUUCGCAUGCAUGAACAGCAAAUGCGACAGAUGUGCUCGACCAGUGAGGAGCGAGCCGAACAGCUGCGUCACGAGCAGCAGAAACAGCUUGAAUCAGCCACCGAAAGUAUCCAUAAGAUUAUCUCGGAUGAUGUUAAAUUGGGCCAUGGGCAUGAUGCCCUGACUGCCGAUCUCAUUAAUAAACUCUCGAAUCAGACAAAGCAGCAUGCGAUAUUGCAGCGGCAACAGUUGGAGACUUGCCACAAGGACCUCUCGAAUUUCCAUCAGAGCGAGCUUAAAACUUAUACGCCAACUGGCACGACCCCGUCAAAGCGUGACUUUAUUUAUCCACGCACCUUGGCAGCCACAUCGCCGCAUCAGGAUAUUGUGCGUCGUUAUAGGCAGGAACAGGACUGGUCGGACUUGGACACCACAGCCACUAUCGAUGAGUGCAGCGAGGGUGAGCCAGAGGUAUCGUUGCAUUCUGUGCAAGAAUUGUCCGAAACGGAGACCAUUAUGAAUUCCACGCCCAUUGACCCCGUCGACGGAGGAAACCUGAAGGCUCGAGUGAUCAGAAGCGGAUCGAAUUCGCUAAAGCAACCACUGGUCAACAAACGUAGCAACUCGCUGUCCACUUCCCUGACGCCCAAUAAGAAUUCGUCACGCAAUUCACCGCGAAACUCUCCUCUUUGUUCGCCAGCAUUCAAUCGGCACAACAACAAGGAGAAUGUUGCCCAGUAAGAGGUGCAGCCAGCAGUCCGCCAAUUGGAGCGUUUCUUCUUUAUUUGCCUGUUCCUUUUUAUUUUAAAUUUUACUUUUGCAUUUUAUUAACUCGUGAAAUUCUUAUUAAAUUUAUUAUGCACAUAUAUUUUUACCUUAACUAAGCACGCCCUUACUACACUGAAUUAAAAUGAAUAUGGUAUAUGAA
Drosophila arizonae is the source of this 3474-nucleotide messenger RNA. It is a transcript of the gene Klp61F, whose product is annotated as Kinesin-like protein at 61F. Gene Ontology annotation, cellular component: nucleus; mitotic spindle; spindle microtubule. Gene Ontology annotation, biological process: mitotic spindle assembly; microtubule-based movement; spindle elongation. The record is from RefSeq and is a predicted model, not a curated record. Gene Ontology annotation, molecular function: ATP binding; plus-end-directed microtubule motor activity; microtubule binding. NCBI's taxonomy places the organism in Eukaryota, Metazoa, Arthropoda, Insecta, Diptera, Drosophilidae.